GUCUUCCGCUCCAACAGGGCAUCAGAGGGAGACACAUGAUGACGUAGCCGGUAGUUUCGGGAACCACAACAUCCGCUUGCGAUUCGUGCCGAGCCGGGCCACGCUGUGCAAGUAUGACAGUUUCAAGGUUACCGUCUGCAGCGCUUUCUCUAAAACAGUUUUUACAGAGACAGAAGGUUUUGGGGAUUUACAGAAAUAUGAUGAGGACCAUACGGAAGGUACCAGACGAGGCAGACAGGAAGUACCUCAGUGACUGGGCCAGAGCCGAGUUCAAGAGGAACAAGACCGCCACAGACCAGGAUGCCAUCCGUAUGAUGAUCACACAAGCUAACAACCAUCUAGAUGAGCUGCAGACGUCUCUGGCGUUGGCUGGCAGUUAAACACUACGGACCGAUCUAGAUCGGUUCUCUGGGGAGACCGGGUCAACCUCUGAUCGGGGUUGUGUCAUUGGAAGUGACUGAUGCAGAAUGUAUUGAAACUGGUCUUUGGCUGGACACCGUUUUGUAAGGAUGGAUUGAUGGAACGGACCUAAAGGCAUCAUGCUGCCUCCUGUGGGGAGGAUCUUAGCUCCAUUAUAUGGAGACUCAUUAACCUGUGAGGCUAACUGAGCCCAUCUGCCACACUAUAUGUACUAUAUGUAUUGUAUGUAUUAAAGAGGAACUAAUGAAACCACA
This is a messenger RNA of Sebastes umbrosus (honeycomb rockfish), 674 nucleotides long. RefSeq names its product LYR motif containing 2 (gene lyrm2). Gene Ontology annotation, cellular component: mitochondrion. The transcript is spliced from 3 exons. The coding region runs from base 114 to 380 and encodes 88 amino acids. The record is from RefSeq and is a predicted model, not a curated record. Lineage: Eukaryota; Metazoa; Chordata; Actinopteri; Perciformes; Sebastidae.